Messenger RNA from Mastomys coucha (southern multimammate mouse), 2315 nucleotides. RefSeq names its product prostaglandin F receptor (gene Ptgfr). Gene Ontology annotation, biological process: adenylate cyclase-activating G protein-coupled receptor signaling pathway; positive regulation of cytosolic calcium ion concentration; inflammatory response. Gene Ontology annotation, cellular component: plasma membrane. The coding region runs from base 355 to 1455 and encodes 366 amino acids. NCBI's taxonomy places the organism in Eukaryota, Metazoa, Chordata, Mammalia, Rodentia, Muridae. The record is from RefSeq and is a predicted model, not a curated record. The transcript has 3 exons. Gene Ontology annotation, molecular function: prostaglandin F receptor activity.
GCAGCCUCACCCUGUGCGGGUAGAGAAAGUGGGCGGAGAGGAGAGAGCCAAGGAAGGGGCGGAGGUCACCCAGCCCUCCACCCUGCAGAGGCUGGGAGCAUCCCUAGGUGCUCUGGAGUCCGGGACACAAUAGGUCCUGCCGGUGAUCCAGGGCUCAGAAGAGUCCUAGGGAGGCACGAGCGGUGGAACCCGAGGUUGCGGCUGCGCGGGGCUGGUUUCGCCAUGGAACGCUCAGCGCUCUUCUGCUCCGGACACAGCCACUCAGUGGCCCAGGAUGCCGAGAUGUCUGCACUUCGAGACUGCACAGUUGUGACAGAGAGAUGACUUGAGGGGACAGCUUUUACCUCCACAACAAUGUCCAUGAACAGUUCCAAACAGCCAGUGUCUCCCGCAGCUGGACUCACUGCAAACACAACCUGCCAGACAGAGAACAGGCUUUCAGUAUGUUUUUCAAUCAUCUUCAUGACAGUGGGGAUCUUAUCUAACAGCCUCGCCAUUGCCAUUCUCAUGAAGGCGUACCAGAGAUUCAGACAGAAGUCAAAGGCUUCCUUCCUGCUUUUGGCGAGUGGCCUGGUGAUCACAGACUUCUUUGGCCACCUCAUCAAUGGAGGGAUAGCUGUCUUUGUAUAUGCUUCUGAUAAAGACUGGAUCCGCUUCGAUCAGUCGAACAUCCUGUGCAGUGUUUUCGGAAUCUCCAUGGUCUUUUCUGGCUUAUGCCCACUUUUUCUAGGCAGUGCGAUGGCCAUCGAGAGGUGUAUAGGAGUCACCAAUCCUAUAUUCCAUUCUACGAAGAUCACAUCUAAACACGUGAAAAUGAUCCUGAGUGGCGUGUGCAUGUUUGCUGUGUUCGUGGCUUUGUUGCCCAUCCUUGGACACAGAGAUUAUCAAAUUCAAGCAUCCAGAACCUGGUGUUUCUACAACACGGAGCACAUCGAAGACUGGGAAGACAGAUUUUAUCUCCUGUUCUUUUCUUUCCUUGGACUCUUAGCUCUUGGUGUCUCAUUCUCGUGCAACGCCGUCACAGGAGUCACACUCUUAAGAGUGAAGUUUAGAAGUCAGCAACACAGGCAAGGCAGGUCUCAUCACCUGGAGAUGGUCAUUCAGCUUCUGGCCAUCAUGUGCGUCUCCUGUGUCUGCUGGAGUCCCUUUCUGGUAACAAUGGCCAGCAUUGCAAUAAAUGGAAAUAAUUCCCCAGUGACCUGUGAAACGACACUUUUUGCUCUCCGAAUGGCAACGUGGAAUCAGAUCUUAGACCCCUGGGUCUAUAUUCUGCUACGGAAGGCUGUCCUUAGGAACCUGUAUAAGCUCGCCAGCCGUUGCUGUGGAGUUAACAUCAUCAGCUUGCACAUCUGGGAACUCAGCUCCAUCAAGAAUUCCUUAAAGGUUGCUGCUAUUUCUGAGUCACCAGCUGCAGAGAAGGAGAGCCAGCAAGCAUCUAGUGAAGCUGGACUAUAAGUCAAUGCAGAGUUAGAAGAAAGCUAUGGAAACUUCUGAAACAUCUCAGCUGAUCAAACUCAUGGCGUAACUGGAACUUUUGGACCUCUGUGUAGUUCGGGAGUACUCUGGUCAGACACAGCCUCUGACUUUUGUUAUGCUGGCUGCUUCACGGUUGUGUAUUUUCAUUUGUUUGUGUCGACAGGAGAUGCACAGAUAAAAUGUGGUGGAGUUGAAUAGAACACACAAUUGAGUUUAUCUGUGAGACUUAGGUACUCGGAAUAAAUGAAUCUGCUGAGGCCCAGUGCCUUUAUCUGACCAAUUUUUCCAAGCACCUUAAUGCUUCCUGAACCAUGACAUGGCCAUUUGCAGAUCCCUGACUUACAGACAAAGCUUAAAGUAACACAAGACUUUUUGUGUUUGUGUGUGCGGUUCUGCUCUGUUUAUCAGCCCAUGUGUCCUCAAUUGCAAUAUCUGCAUGAUCAUGACAUCUGAGACUCACGGUGACUUUGAUGGCCACUAUGCUGGCUGCUCAGCCUGACAUUGUGAGGCUGAUGAGGAUAGCCAUGCUUACCACAACUGACAGGUGUGACUGCUUGCAUGUGUUGUUAUGUAGGUGAAUUUUUUUUUCCAUAUUGGUUGUCCUCCUAUAAAGUCAUAGGUUUUCAAUGUCUAAGCAAUUUCCCUUUCCUGUGAAAAUUGUAGAGAAAUACAGAAAUGUCUUAGCACAGAUUCAGCUCAUGAUAGCAUUUCAUAAGCCCUAUUAUAGAUGAUACAAACAUUGAAAUCCCACUCAACAUAUGACAAGAACGUGGCAAACAUUGCUUUAUCUGAGUUGUCGUUUCUGUGUCAGAGAAUAAAAGAAAAACAAUCAAGACACA